AUGGGCGGCAGCAACGCCAUACGCGGACUAGGCAAUGUUCUGACUUGCCAAGAGCUGAAUCAGGUGGCGAUUGUGGAGACUGGUUGUCGCGAGACAGCGGCUCGGGACCGUCGCAAACCCCAGCUCACUCCCCGGCUGAUGGACUACGGGCGUGAAAUGGCGACCCAAGGCCUGAAGCCGGCCCGAAUUAGCAUGGGUAUGCCUCGGCUAUUUGGGCCUGCUGAGGCGGAGAUGCGAACCCUGCGUCAAGUCCAGUGGUUCGGCAGCAACUUCCCCAAGACAAAUCUCCACAGCAACGACGGCUAUGAGGACAUUCUGGACCAGAUCGACCAACUGGUAUUUGGACCAGCCACUACUGAUACCCAGCCGUUCUCGUUUGGUUUGGACCGGGAUGGCAAAGACAAUCCAGAUAUGGGGAACGGAUCCGACGAGCAUCCAUGUUUUGUGGGUCUCACAACCAAGGUCUUGUUGUGCUACUCGGAUCGAGACCCCAACUCGUUCGUGUUCCACCUGGACGGCACCUUCAAGUUGAACCAAGUGGCUUAUCCUGUUAUAAUUUGUGGUGUUUCGGAUUGCAGUCGCUCAUUCUUCCUUGGGGCAGUUUUUAUUGUCUCCCAGCGACUAGAGGGAAUCUACGUUCAGGCGCUAACCGCCCUCCGAAAGAUAUAA
Phytophthora sojae is the source of this 669-nucleotide messenger RNA. RefSeq lists its product as hypothetical. The record is from RefSeq and is a predicted model, not a curated record. The coding region runs from base 1 to 669 and encodes 222 amino acids. NCBI's taxonomy places the organism in Eukaryota, Oomycota, Peronosporomycetes, Peronosporales, Peronosporaceae. The transcript has a single exon.